AGCUUCAAGUACUGAGUCCAAGUGAACCUGUUGCUUCCUGCCCUUGCCCCUGGACUUUUGUCACACAUAAUUUACUCUCAGCAAUUUGAUCACCCGGCAACAUGUCCCUCGAUACACGCUCGGUCACCUCAAGGACUUCCAAGCAGGAUCUUGCGGGUGGUAUCUCAGUCCACUCUCAGGAAGCCAGAGACACCGACAACUGGGAUAUCCGCCCUCCCAUUGACUGGUCGUCGUUCGAUGCCUUCACUCGUACGAUUUGGGACCGCUGGGAGAGUAUCUGGACGAAACGGUUCAUCCUGUCCUUGUUAGCCGGCCAGCUCGUUUCAUUCUGCAUCACAGUCACGAAUAUCACCACCACCGAGCUUGUCAAUCGCAAUUGGACUUUAUCGACGACUCAGACCUGGUUCUUGUACUUCUCCAUCUUCUCCGUCUACACGCCAUAUACAAUCUAUCAGUAUGGGCUCAAGGGCUGGGGCCGUAUGAUUGCGAAGGAUGGGUGGAAAUACUUCAUUUUGGCAGCCUGUGAUGUGGAAGGCAACUUCCUUGUGGUCAAGGCGUAUAACUACACAGAUCUGUUAUCGUGCAUGCUCUUGGACGCUUGGGCCAUACCAGUUUGUCUUUUCUUCUGCUGGAUAUAUAUGCGAACCAAGUACCACUGGACUCAGCUGCUCGGUGUCCUUGUGUGCAUAGGAGGACUCGGAAUGCUUGUUGCAUCUGACAUGCUUACAGACAAAAACUAUCCUGCUCUCAGUCGUGGCAAGGGUGACGCCUUCAUGAUCGUUGGUGCUACCCUAUACGGAUUCACUAAUGCAACAGAGGAGUUUUUCGUGAGGAGACGCCCUUUGUACGAGGUGGUCGGACAACUUGGAAUGUGGGGCACGCUCAUCAACGGCAUUCAGGCUGCCGGUCUCGAGCAUGCCGCAAUGAAGACCGCCACUUGGAACGGCGCCACUAUCGGAUUCCUCGUCGCGUACACUGCAGCAAUGUUCAUACUUUACACUACUGCCCCACUGCUGUAUCGCAUGGCGUCAUCUUCGUUCUACAAUAUCAGCUUGCUGACCAGUGACUUCUAUGGGCUGAUCUUCGGUCUCAUCCUCUUCCACUACCAUCCUUUCUGGCUGUACUUCCCUGCUUUUGUGGUUGUUCUUUUUGGCCUUGUCAUCUACUUCUGGCAUGCUACGCCGGAAGAGCAAGGGAAGCUUAACCCCCAACGUCCCGCAUAUGUCAAUCGGCUGCAGGUGGACUCUGAAUCAGCAGGACAUGUUUAAGGGAGGGACUAUAUAUCCACAGAAUGUAGAUAGAUCUAAAAGCACAUAUCAUGGUGUCUGUAUAUCUUCCGCGUUUCAGUGGGUAGGGACUAUCGAGGCUCCUAAUGCUAUCUGAAGUACAACGUACAAUGGUGAAAGCGAAACUCAUAACAGCGAGAACAAUGAACGGCAGCGCCACCGAUGGCACAACGACAUGUCAUGUAAAGAGAUGAUAGUAAACAAUGCGUGUAAUACGGAUUCUUCACGAGUCAAUUCAAGAUCCAGUAAAGCAAUGGCUGUGGACGGUCGACGACCUUGCAGAAUGCAGGUUCCGAAAGGUAAUUUAGACAUAUCGGCGGGGCUCUUUCUUGGCACGCUCGAGCUCGUCCUCGUAUUGCUUCUGCUGCUGUUCUCUCAGAGCACGAUGUUCGGCGAGUUUCCCCUUCAUUGAUUCGACGGUGGACAAAAUGGAGUCGAGCGUCGAUUCUGACAUCUCGACCAUAGUGUCUUGGGCGCGGCGCUGUAGCUCACGCAGGCGCUCCUUAUCCUCCUCCCAUUCCUUUUGGUUCCAGCCGAACGUACCAUCUGAGCUCUGGCCGGUGUUUGCCCAUGCCCAGCGUGGUGGCUGAGGGGGGGUUGGCUGCAUACCGUUACCAAAUUGCGAAGGGAAGGCAGCAGAGGUUGAAAGAGAAGGUGCGGGUGCGUUGCCCGAGGGCACAGACGCAUCAGAUUGGAUGGUGGCAGCAGCCUGUUGCUGUGCUUGCACGUCUUCGAUGCGACGGCGGUUGGCGUGCGAGACACAAUGCCAGUAGUGACCAUGAGCGUGCAUCUCGUGCGAGCGAUGCCAAUAUGUGGCAGCGCCAGCACCGAUAAUGAACCAAAGCAAGCGAGACGGCCCACCCCGGCGGAAGUGAUGAUGGUGGAAGAAUCCGUGGUGGAAGGGAUGCAUUGUGGUUGUUGGCUAGAUCAAGUUGAGUAGGAGGCUUAAGUCGGGGAAACUAAGCGG
Molecule: messenger RNA, 2253 nt
Organism: Coniophora puteana RWD-64-598 SS2
Lineage: Eukaryota; Fungi; Basidiomycota; Agaricomycetes; Boletales; Coniophoraceae
Product: DUF914-domain-containing protein
Exons: 16
Coding region: 102-1268 (388 amino acids)
Biological process (GO): transmembrane transport
Cellular component (GO): membrane
Molecular function (GO): transmembrane transporter activity
Source: RefSeq, a predicted model, not a curated record